Desarmillaria tabescens is the source of this 1600-nucleotide messenger RNA. RefSeq lists its product as uncharacterized. Gene Ontology annotation, molecular function: protein binding. The record is from RefSeq and is a predicted model, not a curated record. The transcript has 4 exons. NCBI's taxonomy places the organism in Eukaryota, Fungi, Basidiomycota, Agaricomycetes, Agaricales, Physalacriaceae. Bases 52 to 1287 code for a protein of 411 amino acids.
CCGUCACUGCGGCGACCACAGCGAACUGGCAUGAUUGCGCUCUGAGGACUGAUGGACAUGCAAGAAACAUUCCUCAAUCCGGGACAGCUGCCUGAAGAUAUCGUCGUCGGCGUUUUCCACGAGCUUCUGAAAUGCAAUGAUGUAGAAACCUUAAGCUCUUGUGCAAUAGUUUGCCGCUCGUGGUCGUGCAUUGCACAAGAUGCUUUGUUCUCUGGGUUCGACAUCAUCCUUGAAUCUGCUUACGUUCCCGUGUACAAGCUUCUCAGUUUUUUACCCGUCCCUCGAAGAAUUCACACUGUUGAUAACUUUGUUGACUUCAUCGGUGCUAACCCUCGGCUCGUAGACAUGGUAAGGAACCUCCGACUUCGGGUUCCUGCUAGAACUGCACUCUUGGAGGUUGACACAAACGUCGGGCCUAUCUUCUCCGUCGUUCGCCGCCUCCACAAGUUGAGGUCGUUGUCGAUAGACGCGAAGUGUUUCUGUGGUAUAGCACCAGACGCCGUUCUACCCCAGAGUGACACUAUGACCAGACUCUUCCUCCGUGACGUCGCCUUUCCUCAUGUCGGAAAGAUCAUGGAAUUGGUAUCUUCCGUGCCCAAGUUAGAGGAUCUGUCAUUGAUCGGUAGUGGGCCAGCCGCUGUUUUUGAAGAGAACGUUGAAACUCCCUCCCAUCUGACUCUUCAGCCGCCUCUUCGACGUCUUGUCAUUCAUAUGGGUCAUAUGGUGAUUGCCAGCCUCAUAAACGGCACAUUGCUCCGUAUCAACGGUUUACGUCAUCUGGAUAUACAUUUUGUGGAUGGUCUAAGCGAGGAUGGUAUACAUUCUCUCGUGGAAUUGAUAGGCUUGAAUGAGUCUACUCUCCAGAGUCUGUGUCUUCUAGAUGGACUUCCACGUGAUGUCCUCAUGUCGCUCAUUCCAAAUCUCAGGCUACGUAGCCUCGAGGUUUAUCCCUUCCGCGGCGCCGUCCUCGAACUACUGACCGUCUUGCAUGACACAUUUGAUUGCAUAGCUGACAAUACUCUUGAAAACAUAACCAUAGUCAUUGACGGAGACUACCUUCUCUACGAACUCGGUGACCACUCCGUGGCAUGGGAACGUUUACAGACAUCACUACGCAGCUUUCCGAGGCUCCGAAUGUUCUGCGUUCUCUUAACGAGAGAACCGUACGAAUAUGCCAUCACAGAUCUGACUUCCUCUUAUGUGACGGUGGAAGACUUCAAGGUACAUCCAGCAUUCUCAGAAUUGAGGAAGGAUGGCAAAAUGACAGUAGGCGAGAAAGUUUAUUGAUAACAUUUUUGUCUACCAAUGCAAACGCACUUGGAACUUGAAGCUCCAGGUGGCCUACUCUCUCCUUUCUUUUCGGGCGUUAAAGGUAUUGAUUCAAGGGCGGACAUGGGUCGAGAUGGAUCAUGUUUCAUAUAUGCAGUCAGAGAGGCAAGGGCAAUAUACACGUUGUACUUUCCGCAUCAAACCUCGCUGAUUUAAAUACCACCUAGCGGGACUAAAGUCUGGUAGAAAUUUCAGAUAGAUAAUAGCCUUUGUAUCAUGCUACGAGGCGAAUAUACGUCACUUGCAGUUAUGGACCCAAAUUGGGAAGUUU